Messenger RNA from Zymoseptoria tritici IPO323, 718 nucleotides. RefSeq names its product superoxide dismutase [Cu-Zn]. Gene Ontology annotation, biological process: removal of superoxide radicals. The transcript has 3 exons. The record is from RefSeq and is a predicted model, not a curated record. The coding region runs from base 59 to 523 and encodes 154 amino acids. Lineage: Eukaryota; Fungi; Ascomycota; Dothideomycetes; Mycosphaerellales; Mycosphaerellaceae. Gene Ontology annotation, molecular function: superoxide dismutase activity; copper ion binding.
AAGUCAUCAGAAUACACAACAACACUUCCAAAAACUACAUAUACCAAACACCGCCACAAUGGUCAAAGCAGUCGCUGUUCUCCGUGGAGACUCCAAUGUCAAGGGCACCGUGACCUUCGAGCAGACCUCCGAGGGCGCCGAGACCACCAUCACAUGGGACAUCACCGGCAACGACCCCAACGCCGAGCGCGGCAUGCACGUUCACGCCUUUGGUGACAACACGAACGGCUGCACCAGCGCUGGUCCUCACUUCAACCCUCACUCCAAGACCCACGGUGCCCCCGAGGACUCCGAGCGCCACGUCGGCGACUUGGGCAACUUUAAGACCGACGGCCAGGGCAACGGCAAGGGCAGCGUCACGGACAAGCUCAUCAAGCUGAUCGGACCCGAGAGCGUGCUCGGUCGCACUGUCGUCGUCCACGGCGGCACCGAUGAUCUCGGCAAGGGAGGUCACGAGGAGAGUAAGAAGACGGGUAACGCUGGACCAAGGCCGGCUUGCGGUGUCAUUGGCAUCGCUGCUUAAAUUGGGAUACCAUAGGAAGUACGAUGGGAUGAAGAUGCGCUGCGAGAUGUGUAUAUGCUGAGCAUGGAGCAUACUUAGCGUCGUCAAUGAAUAACGCUCAUUUGUACAUCACGUCUGCUCGUGUGCUUGCUCGAGUAUCUCUGCUGCAUACCUCACUGAGUCCUAUCAUAAAUCGUAGGCAUGCGACUACUUUUC